UAAAGGCUGAGAUGUUAACAGUUCUCUGGGAUCUGUUUAUUGCUUUGUUCUCUGCUGAUUGUAAUGCCGUUCUUAAAGCUCUACAGCCCAUUUUUCAGGAGCAGGGAAUGACAGAAACAGUUCAUAACUGGGAAGAUCAUGGUUAUUUAGUAACCUACAUUAAAAAAAAUGGCAGCUUUGCCAAUUUGAGAAUUCACCCUCAUGGGCUGGUGUUGGUGGAUCUGCAGAGCUACAAUGAUGACAUGAAAGGAAGAGAAGAAGUUGAUCAGCUUCUAAACAAAGUAGAAGAAAGAAUGAAAGAAUUGUUUCAUGGUAACAUAAAAAGGGUGAAACGGUUGCCAGCCAUUUUGAGAGGAGGUGUCAUUGAUAGAUACUGGCCCACAGCUGAUGGCCGCCUGGUGGAGUAUGACAUAGAUGAAGUGGUUUAUGAUGAAGAUUCACCUUUUCAGAAUAUCAAAAUUCUGCAUUCCAAACAAUUUGGGAAUAUUCUUAUUCUCAGUGGGGAUGUUAAUCUGGCAGAAAGUGACCUGGCAUAUACUCAAGCCAUAAUGGGCAGUGGAAAGGAAGAUUACACUGGGAAAGAAGUGCUAAUCCUAGGAGGUGGUGAUGGAGGUAUACUAUAUGAGAUAGUCAAACUGAAGCCAAAGAUGGUUACUAUGGUAGAGAUUGACCAAAUGGUGAUUGACGGGUGUAAAAAACACAUGCGUAAAACGUGCGGAGAUGUCUUAGACAAUCUGAAAGGAGAGUGCUACCAGGUUCUAAUUGAAGACUGUAUUCCUGUACUGAAGAGGUAUGCCAAAGAAGGGAGAAUGUUUGAUUAUGUAAUUAAUGAUCUGACAGCUGUUCCAAUCUCUACAUCUCCAGAAGAAGAUUCCACAUGGGAAUUUCUACGGUUGAUUCUUGACCUCUCAAUGAAAGUUCUGAAACAAGAUGGAAAAUACUUUACACAGGGAAACUGUAUCAAUCUGACUGAUGCUUUGACUCUGUAUGAAGAACAGCUUAGCCGGCUUUAUUGUCCUGUGGAGUUUUCAAAAGAAACUGUGUGUGUUCCUUCGUACAUGGAAUUAUGGGUAUUCUACACGAUUUGGAAGAAACAGACUGGCAUCUGAACAUCAAGAUUAUUUGAGAUUAUCAUAAAUGUACAUGCUGCAUGGAGCGUAUAGGUCUGCCACAUGCUGCAUAUUGGCAUCUUGAACCUUUAAAUUAUAUGCUGUAGAUGGUCCUGAAACUUAGUCAUGCUAUUGAUUGUGAAUUCUUUAAAUGUUUUUUUUUAUUAUUAUUUUAAUUUAAAAGCAAAUGGAAAAUGUAUAUUUUGACAAGUUAGGGUGUUAUUUUUGAAAGUCAACUUAAAGAUGAAUAAGCAGCAAAACUAUAUAGCUGCUGUCUGCACUGAACCUUUAGAAUGUGAUCCUUUUUAUUUUUUUGUAGAUCUUCACAAGCUGGUUGAUUAAAAAAGACAUCUUUAGCAUUUCAUCCCUGAAGGGUGGUCCAUGGAGUUUUUUGUUUUUGUUUUUCCAACAGAUUUUUCAUUUAUGGUGCUUUUUAAAAAUGGGAGAGGGGUUUUUUGUGUGGUUUUGGUUUUUUGUUUUUUUUAAUGAACACUGCAGUGUUUCUGUAUAGAGAAGGGCAUAACUAAAAAGAAAAAAACUUGUGGGAGAUUACCCCAAGUCCUUUGUUGCAAGGGGUAGAAAGCCAGUCUUAAAUUUUUAUUUAACAUAGUUUCAUUCGUGAUUGGUAUAAUCUCUGCUGCAGAAGAAUCUUUGGCCUUUUACCUCCUGGAUUUUUUUAGUUGCUGCCAUAUUGAUUAUUUGGAUUGUGAUAUGUAUUUAGCAGUAGCUUUGGACUGAAGCAUGAAGAGCAAGGCUGGGUUUUCAUUCCCCCACAGUGCAAGAAAUUGAGUGUAAUGAGGUUCAUGUGGGCAUAUCUUCUCCCCAGCCUUACAGGAAGCACUAGAUUUUUGAGGUAAAGCUUUGCUUAGAGGAUAAAAAAAUGUGGAUGUGAUAUGAUCUAUCUUUGUGCACCUGUACUGAAUGUUUUGAAACAAGUUUGUGUGCUUCAGUAGAAUCAGUGGCUGUAUUGCCACAGAUGGUCCAUAUUGUAUGAGGCUCCUGCUCCAUUAAAUUCACUUGCAGUGUAAAAAUCAGUAGAAGUUGCAGUGCAUUGUAGUUCUGUUCUGCAAGAAGAUGCAUUUUUCUUUAGCAGUUUCUCAUGCUGUCAGAAGUUAUAUUUUUGUCAGAGUUUAUGCAUCAACUAAAAUAUUUCUGUUUAAAAAUCUCACUUGAGAGGAGGUAAUAAGGAUAUGACCAAUAUGUGCAUUUUUCACUUUUCUAAGGUAGAAUAAAAAGUGUACUAUUUCCCUAAACACUGAUCCUGAACAAUGAUAAUGUUUCAUUCAACAUUUUCUUAGUUUUAUUGGAGUGAGUUGAUUUGCCCUACCAAAAUACUGUUAAAGAAAAAAACAAAAGCUGUCCUUUAUGUUCUUAAACCAUACAUAAAGAAAAAUGUUAUUGCAUCCCACAUAUAUAAACUCUUCAUGAAAUCUGAGUAGUCUAUGCAGAAUUCCAGACUGAUACUAGAAAAUGUGCCAGAAUUUGCUUUUUCAUUGUUCUAUAAUUGGUCUAAAACUUAAAAUGUUUUCAGUUUGGAUAGCCAAUAGAAACAUUUUUCAGUCUUACUAUUUUAAAUUAUCUCAGUUAAUUCCCUAAUAUACACAGGGUGCAGUUCUUCCAUGGCCUACAGCUUGUGAAUCACUGAAUAAUCCCAAAGAACAGAGCUUCCCUCUAAAUAGAGUAAAGUUUCCUGUGUUUCCCUGAGUGUUCUAGCUCUGUUGUAGGCAUCUCAGAAAAUACUUUGAUAUUAUUACCUAUAAUCUAGUAGAGACUCUUCAUUUAUGAUCCAGGACUGCAAUCAGUUUGUUGUCUAGCAGCAGAUGAAUGCAGAUAUCCUGUAAACAGGUGUAUCCAUAACUUUGCAAGCAUGAAUAUUUCCAUUGGUUCUUAGUGUGAUUAUUCAUGUAGGUGAAAUGAAGCACACAGGGACAGAGCAUCUGUGUUCCUGGGUGAGCUUGGCAGAUGUAGAAAUCAGUCACAAGUGGGAGUGGUUUGGUUUGUAACUUGUGAGCUGGAAGAUGAUUUAAUCUGCUCAUGACACCAGAGCUUGCACUUCCCUUUAGCAGUGCUGCACAGGGAGCUGCUGGGUGUGCAGGGACGUCCUGUAAAGAUUCCCUGAAUGACAUGGGGACCUGAAUUGCAUAUUAAUAGCUGAGAGGCAGCAGUGCUUGCUAACUUUUCAACUAAUAGGGUAUGAAGAGAGUUGGAAGAUUUUGUUUUUCUUUAAUUUUUUUAAUGUAGUGUU
Ficedula albicollis (Collared flycatcher) is the source of this 3354-nucleotide messenger RNA. RefSeq names its product spermine synthase (gene SMS). Lineage: Eukaryota; Metazoa; Chordata; Aves; Passeriformes; Muscicapidae. Gene Ontology annotation, biological process: spermine biosynthetic process. The record is from RefSeq and is a predicted model, not a curated record. Gene Ontology annotation, molecular function: spermine synthase activity. The coding region runs from base 12 to 1109 and encodes 365 amino acids. The transcript has 11 exons.